AUGAACAAACGGCUAUUCCUUCUCGGCCUCCUCGCCUGCCUCGGCGAUGCGUUUGCCCUCCAGCCGGACAAACUCGCCAACGGCCUGCCGACGACGUACUGCUUCACUUACCUUUCGACUUUUCUCGAGCUGGGUCCUCUACCGACAGGCGUCCAGCCCCCCGGCUCCACCGUGACUGUGAUCGGAGGCACCACCGUCACCAUCCCUGGCGGCACAGUCUCGAUCCCCGGCGCCACCGUGACCGUGAUUGGAGGCACCACCGUCACCAUCCCGGGCAGCACGAUCUCGACGAUCCCCAGCGUGACCACCGCGACGAGCAUUUCACUCUCCGCGGCCUCUUCCACCACCUCUAGCGUCUCCACCACCGCCCCCGUAGCCCGACCCGUCAUCUUCUUCGUCUCCCCCCAGGUCGGCGGCGCCAAGCGAGACCUCCAGAAGCGAGAUCUCGGUGGUUUCGUAAACCACGACGUCGGCAUCAACCGUGAGAGCUGCAACGCCGCUACAGUCUUCUACUUCUUCCAAGACCAGCUCCUCGACGCCGGCAACCCCAUCUUCUACAAUCCGGGCGAGACCUUCAAGCCGCUCCGCAACGCCGGCGUCGCCCCUAGCACUGCCUUCACCAAAACCUUCGUCAACGUCGGCGGCGUUCUCCGCUUCAUUAACUCGGGUAUCCCCGGCGGCCAGGCCACCUUCUGUCAGGACCCCACCGGCCAGGUCUUCAUCACCUUUAACGGGAGGCCCGCUGGCUGCCAGACUGUCCUGCUAUACGCCUAUGGAUUGCGUCAACGGCCAGAUUGUUGGUGGCACGCUUCCCACGGGUCCGAUAACGACGUCCUCAUCCACUUCCACGUCAUCCCGUUUGCCCACGACUUCUGGCUUGCCCACGUCAACUAG
This is a messenger RNA of Colletotrichum spaethianum, 894 nucleotides long. RefSeq lists its product as uncharacterized. The record is from RefSeq and is a predicted model, not a curated record. The coding region runs from base 1 to 894 and encodes 297 amino acids. The transcript is spliced from 2 exons. Lineage: Eukaryota; Fungi; Ascomycota; Sordariomycetes; Glomerellales; Glomerellaceae.